ACGGACUCACACACCCAGCGGAUGUACCCUACCCUGGUCGUCCACAGCUAAGCCAACUUUUUUCUUCCUCUGUGAACGUUUGGAACACGGCGGUGCAUUGUCAGCUCCCAGAGAAAGAGUUUCACCAACAAACUCGACGUGUGAAUUGACAACGCGGGAAGGCCCGGUUGCUACUUUCCCGUCCGCGUGAAAGCUAAAACAAUUGCAGUACUACGAAGCGGUUAUAAAAAGCGACGUUGCAGCCGAGGCCCGGUGCGGUAAUGGAGGCUCCGCGCAUUGUCGCUCUCAGGAAGUCUGCCCUUUGACUGGAAUGUCACCGGACGCCAACGUUUUUCCAACACAAACACCUUGCCAGCCAUCAUGUCUUUGUUUAUGAGUUCCAAGCUUCCCUAACGUCCCUUCACCCCACCCCACUAUUCCAUUACCAACACCCCACCCUCCCAUGAUCUCUGGUCGUGAUGAGCACCCUGCACCACCAGCAUCAUGGUAGCACCGGCUCGGAGCGCGACCUCAACUCGGCCGCUUCCUCCGUCAGCCUGCCCUCCAUCAGGAAGACCCCCAAGAAGCGCCGCCUCUCACUACAGGCGCUCUUCGGCCGGCGGCGGCGGUCUGAACGCGACGGCAAGUGCAAGUCCAGGGUGGCGCUGGAUCCGCCCGCCCCCGUCAGCGUGGACAGCGUCCCGGCGGAGGCUUCCGUCGAGGGGACGUCGGCGCAAUCCGUCCAGGGGGCGGCGUCGACAUCCUCGUCGGCGGGGUCCUCGGAGCUGCUGGAGUGCCCGCUGUGCCUGCUGCGCCACACGCGCGACCGCUUCCCCGACAUCAUGACGUGCCACCACCGCUCGUGCGCCGACUGCCUGCGCCAGUACCUGCGCAUCGAGAUCACUGAGUCGCGCGUCAACAUCUGCUGCCCCGAGUGCUCGGAGCGUUUCAACCCGCACGACAUCGCCAUGAUCCUGGCCGACCGCGCCCUCAUGGAGAAGUACGAGGAGUUUAUGCUGCGCAGGUGGCUGGUGGCCGAGCCCGACUGCCGCUGGUGCCCAGCUCCUGACUGCGGUUAUGCCGUCAUCGCAUUCGGAUGCGCCAGCUGCCCGAAGAUCACAUGCGGCCGCGAGGGCUGCGGCACGGAGUUCUGCUACCACUGCAAGCAGCUGUGGCAUCCCAACCAGACGUGCGAUACAGCGCGCCAGCAGCGGGCGCAACACUUCCGCCUGCGCAGUUUUCGGUCCUCGUCGCUCAGUUACAGCCAGGAGAGCGGUGCGGCGGGUGACGACAUCAAGCCGUGCCCGCGCUGCGCCGCCUGCAUCAUCAAGAUGAACGACGGCAGCUGCAAUCACAUGACCUGCGCCGUCUGCGGCUGUGAGUUCUGCUGGCUCUGCAUGAAGGAGAUCUCUGACCUGCACUAUCUCAGUCCAUCCGGUUGUACUUUUUGGGGCAAGAAGCCGUGGAGCAGAAAGAAGAAGAUCCUCUGGCAGCUGGGCACCUUAGUGGGUGCGCCCGUGGGCAUCGCCCUCAUCGCGGGCAUCGCCUUCCCCGCGAUGAUCAUCGGCAUCCCGGUUUACGUGGGCAGGAAGAUCCAUAAUCGCUACGAGGGCAAAGACGUCUCCAAGCACAAGAGGAACUUGGUGAUUGCGGGUGGCGUGACGCUGUCUGUCAUCGUCUCGCCCGCAGUAGCAGCCGUCACUGUCGGUAUUGGCGUGCCUAUCAUGCUGGCUUAUGUCUACGGCGUGGUGCCUAUCUCGCUCUGCCGGAGCGGCGGCUGCGGAGUGUCGGCGGGAAACGGCAAAGGGGUGCGCAUCGAGUUCGACGACGAGAACGACAACUUGGGCGGCGCCGCCGUGGCUACAGACACGACGUCGGUGGCCGAGACGAGGCUGAACAGCGCCAGCCUGGGCGACGGCGCCAGCGUGGGCGGCCUGACGGGCCUGAGCCUCAGCGUGAGCGGCAGCCACAUGGAGCGCUGCGGCGUCGGCUCGGCCCAGCGCGACAACAUGAGCGACAACGCCAGCACCACCGCCCUUGCCGGCACCAGCAUCACCGGCAGCCUGUCGGGGAGCUGCUACAACAGGAUGGAGGUGCAGGCUGACGUCCAGAAGGAGCGCUGCAGUCUGAGCGGGGAGUCUGCCACCGUCAGCCUCGGCACCAUGAGCGACAACGCCAGCACCAAAGCGAUGGCGGGUUCCAUCCUCAGUGCUUACAUGCCUCUGGAAAGAGACAACAGUCUGGAAGUGCAAGCAGACGUGGAAUCCAAAGAGGAGAAGGUGCGACACUGCAGCACCAGCAGCAGCCUGGAUGAAGCCAGAUGCAGUAGCAGCAGAUGGGCAACCGGCGGCGGCCCCCCCAAGGAUGCACCCGCCGCCGCCUCCUCAGUGGGGGGCAAGAAGAGCAAAGGGAAGCUGUGGAAACGCGGAGGAGGAAAAGCAGAGUCCAAAGUCAACCACACGCACGGCGCCGCAGAGCGCCGCAGCACGAUCUCGUCCGAGUUGGACUCUCCGUCGCUGAGCGGCAGCCUGCCGUCGGUGGCCGACUCGCACUGCAGCCGCCUGUCUGCCGAGCUCAGCGAGUCGGAGACGCCUAGGGCGGGCGGGCAGGGUGACGCGCCGGCCGUCGCGCCGCUGCCCGAGGUGGAGAACGACCGCCUGGAGCAGCUCCCGCCUAAGCGGAGCCACGCCGCCGCCUUCCACUGCCUCACGUCUUCACCCAGCGAGGUUCUGUAUAUCACCGACACUCGUGACUGCACCACAACAGACAUCUAAAAAAGGGGAAAAAAACAAACUCGCUCCUCACGAACCGUCUGUCUUAAGUCUCGAUUUUGGAAAACAGGAAAUGGAAUGUCAGCGUUGAGGGCGAACGGUGAGAGGAGUCAAAGUGGUUUAUCCGAAGGUCAACUUGAAUGUAUGUGUGCAGGUAAUGUGCACGCUCUUUAAAAGGAAGGGUGGAGAUGGAAAAAAAGAAGACAAAAUGUCUGCCACUGUGCCACCCAUUCUUAUUGAGAGGGACCAUUUAGUAGCACAGUUCUAAGUCUAUACUUUUUUAACAUUUAUUAUAUGUGCAUAAGUGCUUUGUUGCUUAUUUUCCAUUUUGGGAACGUUUUUUUUUUUUUUUUUUUUUUUUUAUAUAAAUGUCGCAGCCUUGUCGGGUCUGAACCUUUCUUGAGUUUGAAUGUUAUUUGAAAGACAAAAUGAUAUUCCCAUUUAGACAAAGUCCACAAGGAAGCUAUGCAAAAACAAAAAAAAUGUCAUUGGAAGGACAUUCAGUUGCUUCUUAUUUCGCCAAAGUUCAGAUUUUUAGUCAAGGAGUGUAGCAGUUGUACAACAAUUUUUGUCAUUUUUAAGUUGAAUUCUCCCUUGAAUAAUUUACAUUUUAUACAUUAUUUCCCUGUUUUAGCCCUUUUUCUCACAAACCAUGAAUGCAAAUAAGUGUUUGGCCCUUAGUGCCUUUUUGGGGAAAGCUUUGCAAGUUUUUUUGUCAUCAAAACGCAAGUCUCUCUGAAUUCUAACACAGGAGUGAUAUUUUCAUGAAAAUUUGGUUUAUUUACAGUAUAUCAUUUUUUUUUCCAUUUGGGGGAAAGCAUAUAUUUAUUAUCAUUGGCUUUGUAAUGUGCAUCCAAAUGCAUAUCUUUAAACAAUAAAAAUUCUCAAAUCAAGUCUCACGUUUUUUUAAUAUGUACACUUGUGCUAUUUACAUAAAAUACAUGCAGCACAUUGGCUUAACGAAAACAAAAUUUACAGCUCGUUGCUAGCUAAUAAAAUGAUGUUUUCAUUAUAUCCACCCAUCCAUUUUCUAUACUGCUUAUCCUCACUAGGGUCGUGGGUGUGCUUGGAGCCUAUCCCAGCUAAGUGAAGGCGAGAGGCGGGCCAAUCGCAGCGCACAUACAAGCAAACAAUCAUUCACACCUACGGGCAAUUUAAACUUCAAUUAACCUAGCAGGCAUGUUUUGGGAUGUGGCAGGAAACCGGAGUGCCCGGAGAAAACCCACACAGGCACGGGGAGAACACUGCAAACUCCGGAUUUCAACCCAGAUGUUCGAACCAGUCAUCCGCCAUUAGGUUACAACACAAGUAGAAUAAAACUGCAUAGCAAACAUGCACUUUACAGUGGAACCUCCAAAGUGAAACACCCAAUAUGAUCCCUGUUGGGAAGGCAUGAGGAAAUCAUGUAAAGUGUAUUCUGGGG
This is a messenger RNA of Phycodurus eques (leafy seadragon), 4173 nucleotides long. RefSeq names its product E3 ubiquitin-protein ligase RNF19A-like. Gene Ontology annotation, cellular component: cytoplasm; ubiquitin ligase complex. Bases 459 to 2753 code for a protein of 764 amino acids. The record is from RefSeq and is a predicted model, not a curated record. Gene Ontology annotation, molecular function: ubiquitin protein ligase activity; zinc ion binding; ubiquitin conjugating enzyme binding. NCBI's taxonomy places the organism in Eukaryota, Metazoa, Chordata, Actinopteri, Syngnathiformes, Syngnathidae. The transcript has 11 exons. Gene Ontology annotation, biological process: protein polyubiquitination; ubiquitin-dependent protein catabolic process; positive regulation of proteasomal ubiquitin-dependent protein catabolic process.